AUAUCCCCUUCGUCUUCCGAUAGUAUUAUUAGUUAUGCACACAUUCUUGCAGACGCACUGUAAGGUGCCAUAUGUGAUGCAGGUACACAAAAAUGAGAAACAAAGUUCGAGCGAGAAACGUUGUCCGGGAUACUUCGCUUCAUAUUCCCUCCCACCGCCGGCGACGCUGAGCUCCACGAAGAAGGAAAAAGGGUCCACAAAGAAUCCAGUGUACCACACAAUAAAAAGAGGUCGAAAUAGCGGGUGGCCUGUACGAGCCGGGAAAAGACGAAGGCGAAGCGAAAGUAAGAGUAAAAAAAAAGGAGAGGAAAAGAUGUAGCGAACGUCAAGUAAAUCGGUCUGUUGGGUAGUGAUGAUAAUGGUUGUGUUGGAUGAGUGCGAUGAGAUAAGAUGAAUCGAGCCGGAUUGAGGAGCUUUCAGAGUGGGGCAAGAGCGAGGGAUCGUAAUUUAUGUGGUUACGGGACGGUACGUCAAAAGAUGCAGAGCGAGUUCUAAAUGAUUGGGACUAGAGGAUCAUCAACAGCAUAUGUGGAAAAGGAAAGCACUUGAAAGGAGGCCACGAACGAACGAAAGAACGAACGAGAAGAAACAUCAUCGCUGUCCGUUCAGCAAGGAUAGAGACAAGGGCGAGGACGCAGCGGACGAACAACGCACAAACC
Messenger RNA from Heterobasidion irregulare TC 32-1, 659 nucleotides. RefSeq lists its product as uncharacterized. The coding region runs from base 35 to 319 and encodes 94 amino acids. The transcript has a single exon. The record is from RefSeq and is a predicted model, not a curated record. NCBI's taxonomy places the organism in Eukaryota, Fungi, Basidiomycota, Agaricomycetes, Russulales, Bondarzewiaceae.